This is a messenger RNA of Saimiri boliviensis boliviensis (Bolivian squirrel monkey), 1271 nucleotides long. It is a transcript of the gene NUBP1, whose product is annotated as NUBP iron-sulfur cluster assembly factor 1, cytosolic. Gene Ontology annotation, biological process: iron-sulfur cluster assembly. Gene Ontology annotation, cellular component: cytosol. NCBI's taxonomy places the organism in Eukaryota, Metazoa, Chordata, Mammalia, Primates, Cebidae. The record is from RefSeq and is a predicted model, not a curated record. Gene Ontology annotation, molecular function: ATP hydrolysis activity; ATP-dependent FeS chaperone activity; 4 iron, 4 sulfur cluster binding.
AGGCGGAAAUGCGCGAUAGCGGGUUCCGGUGACCACGAAGGCGGCUAAGGCGACGGAAUGGAGGAGGUACCUCACGACUGUCCAGGGGCCGACAGCGCCCAGGCGGGCCGAGGGGCUUCAUGUCAGGGAUGCCCCAACCAGCGGCUGUGCGCUUCUGGAGCGGGAGCCACUCCAGACCCAGCUAUAGAGGAAAUCAAAGAGAAAAUGAAGACUGUCAAACACAAAAUCUUGGUAUUAUCUGGGAAAGGCGGUGUUGGGAAAAGCACAUUCAGCGCCCACCUUGCCCAUGGCCUAGCAGAGGAUGAAAACACACAGAUUGCUCUUCUAGACAUCGAUAUAUGUGGGCCAUCAAUUCCCAAGAUAAUGGGAUUGGAAGGAGAGCAGGUUCACCAGAGUGGCUCAGGCUGGUCUCCAGUGUACAUGGAAGACAACUUGGGGGUGAUGUCAGUGGGUUUCCUGCUCAGCAGUCCUGAUGACGCUGUUAUCUGGAGGGGACCAAAGAAAAACGGCAUGAUCAAGCAGUUCCUCCGAGAUGUGGACUGGGGAGAGGUGGACUACCUCAUUGUGGACACCCCACCUGGGACGUCGGAUGAACACCUCUCGGUCGUCCAGUAUCUGGCCGCGGCACACAUCGACGGAGCAGUGAUAAUCACCACUCCCCAGGAGGUGUCCCUCCAGGAUGUCCGGAAAGAAAUCAACUUCUGCCGCAAGGUGAAGCUGCCCAUCAUCGGGGUGGUGGAGAACAUGAGUGGCUUCAUCUGUCCUAAGUGCAAGAAAGAAUCUCAGAUAUUCCCUCCCACGACCGGGGGCGCAGAGCUCAUGUGCAAGGACCUGGAGGUCCCUCUCCUCGGCAGAGUGCCCCUGGAUCCAGUCAUAGGUAAGAAUUGUGACAAAGGCCAGUCUUUUUUGAUUGAUGCCCCGGAUUCCCCAGCCACCUUAGCCUACAGAAGUAUAAUUCAGAAAAUCCAGGAGUUUUGCAGUCUCCAUCAGUCAGAAGAAGAGAACCUCAUCAGUUCUUGAAACAAGAGAAUGUUCAGGACCAGCAGUUACCGAGCGGGGCAUUCACGGGGCAGCACAUCCAGCCAGACCCAGCCAGCUCCAGGACGCGGUGGGUCACAGCAAAAAGGGACAAGACCCUGGUGUGGUCCGAAGCCACUUUCUCAGAGACACUUUGAUCCUCGAGUGUGUGUACACUAUUCUCUAGAACGUAUAUAAAGGGCAUUCUUUACAAAUGUGCCAUUUUAAGAAUUAAAAACCCCUCUUCAAACCUC